GCGGGGCUGAACUGCUGACCUCCUGACCGGAAGUCCUUUGACAGAGCGGGCAAGAUGGCGGCGCCCAUGGCGAGGGCUGCGUGAGGGAGGCCCGGGGACAAUUGUCAAUCGUCGCCGCCGACAGAGGGGAUGCAGGGGAGGAGCCUGCCUGCGAUUGCCAGACUCUGCCGACUGGCUAAUCAUGGCCGUACCUUCCACUGCGGCCGCGCGGCGCGGGAGUCGUGCUCCGCUCCGCAGACGGACACAGAGGCCAGGAAACCGCUGCCCGUGUUCCGGACCGACCAGUCGGAUCCCGGGCUACACACGGACCGCCACGCUGGGCUCCACUACAACAUCCCCCCCGAGGACCUGAAGACCACCUUCCCUCACGGACUCACUCGACGCUUCCAGAGACAGAUCAAGACCUUCGGGGAGGCGUGUGUCAUGGUUCGGGAGCCCAGCUUGGAGUUGGUCAGUUAUUUGAAGGUGGCCAAUUAUUCCCACCCUGUUGUUCGUUACGUCAUCUAUGGUGAGAAGGGCAGUGGGAAGACGCUGACUCUGUGCCACGUUGUCCAUUAUUGUGCCCGCAGGGCAUGGUUAAUCCUCCACGUACCUGACGCCUACCUAUGGGUGAAACACUGCUCCGAGCUGCUGCCGUCCACAUACAACCCCGCUCGCCUGGACCAGCCCCUCCAGGCAUCCACCUGGCUCAAAAACCUCCGCAUCACCAACGAACCGUACCUAGCUCAGCUGAAAACACAGCAGAGGUACGUGUGGACCAAGAGGGAGUCCACUGACGAAGGGAGACCCCUGGGUGAACUGGUCGACCAGGGCAUCGCGCGGGUGAAGAGUGCCAGUGAUGUAGUGGGCGCGCUGUUCAAGGAGCUGAAGGCGCAGUGUCGACCAGACACCUACCGCCUCCUGGUGGCUGUCGACGGUGUCAACGCGCUCUGGGGGCCCACCACCAUGAAGAGGGAGGACAAGAGUGAGGCGGGUGGAGCUGUGGUCGCCACCUUGACCCAGACGGGAGCGCUGGGAUCGACCGGCCUGUCUCACCAUCCACACCAGCUGCUGCGCAAGGAAGGAUUCGAUCACCUCGACCCCUUUGUUCCAGUUCAAGUGGAGAAUUACACCCAGAAGGAGUUUGAGAGCUGCUACCAGUAUUACAUCGACCGCAAGUGGCUUCAGCACGACAAAGCUCUCACGGAGGAGGGGAAGCAGGAGCUGAUGUUCCUCAGCAACUCCAACCCAGGGACCUUCGACAGACUGUGCGGCCCCCCUCUGAGCACUGGAGCCUUUUGUCCCCCCCCCCCCCCCCCCCCCCCUCAUCUGGAGGAAGGACAUUGGAAGAAAGUCUCCCCCUCUCCUCCUUGUUCCCAGCUCCACCACAUUCUAAUCCAGCAUCUUGCUGCAGAACCAUCCGGUGGCAAAUCUGGGAUUCAGCUCUUCCGAGCUCAGCCUCCACUCCCCCCAGCUGCUCCUGGUUUUCCUGGAGGCCGGAUUGAUUCUGGGAAAACUCUGCACCAAGUUGAACAGAACAACUGUCGAGAACAUUGAUUUAAUUUGGGAAACCGUUGAACUGAUGAUUUAGCCUGAAACUUGCGGUAUUACAUACGUCCAACAUUCUU
This is a messenger RNA of Leucoraja erinaceus (little skate), 1607 nucleotides long. Its product is annotated as 28S ribosomal protein S29, mitochondrial-like. Gene Ontology annotation, molecular function: structural constituent of ribosome. NCBI's taxonomy places the organism in Eukaryota, Metazoa, Chordata, Chondrichthyes, Rajiformes, Rajidae. The record is from RefSeq and is a predicted model, not a curated record. Bases 130 to 1536 code for a protein of 468 amino acids. Gene Ontology annotation, biological process: apoptotic process. Gene Ontology annotation, cellular component: mitochondrial small ribosomal subunit; mitochondrial ribosome. The transcript has 12 exons.